GGUUCCAUCUGGACAAACACGUCAAGCGCAUCUAAUUAUAUUGUAGACUGAUGAAUUCUUCGCUCAAAAGCCUAUUUUUGACUUAUAUCUAGAGAGAUAACAAGAAUAAUGGAACCUUGAAUAUUUUUAAUACUUGAUUGAUUAUGCAAUGUUAUACAGCCAUACGAAAAUCGUAAACUGGUUGACAUUUUCAUCAUCAAUCAAAUGUAAUUUAGUAUCAAGCCCAAUUUAGUAAGCAUAUGAGAAAUGUUGCGUCGCAUGUCAAAGGAAAACGCCGGCUACCCUACAGGGCAUAGAUAUAUUGUACCAAUAUUUGAAAGCAAGACAGCAAUUGGUGAUGUCUAAAUCAAUUUCUGUUCCUAACUCAUGGCUCGAAGACUAAAGAAAGCGACCUAUAAAUUCUCAAAUCAUUGGAUUUAAGAUGGAUUCGAUGUAAGAAAUCCUCCUUUUUAUAGGAUAGUGACUGUUAACCAAUUCAAGACGAUAGCUGCGAACUUGUAUCUCUCCCACCAGUUAAUACUAGUUUAAUCAACAAAGUUAACUUUGCUAAUAAGCAACAGCUUUAGUGAAUGGCAGGGAUAAAAAAAAAUUUUAAUUGCGGGAAGCUGUGGCAUUACAUUCGAUCUUCGAAAGGAAUUCUUGCCGGUUUGGUACUAGGCUUUUUGGCCACUCAGCUUUUAGCACCAUCUUCUUUAUAUGAAUCUUUCGAAAGUGAACUUCGUCGACAGCCAACACUUUUGCAGACGAAAACUUCGAAGCCUCAAAUGAGACAUUGUCGCAUUCUCUGCUGGAUUACUACUUCCCCCAAAACCCACUCCAGAGCACAGCUAAUCAAGGAGACUUGGGGAAGACGAUGCGACAAGUUAUUGUUCGUGAGUUCCGCGCAAGAUGAUAGGUUGCCGGACGCUGUCGUUUUACCGAUGAACGACACGUACGAAAAUCUGUGGGGAAAGACUAAAGAAGCUCUCAAGUAUCUUUACCACCAUCACUUGGAUGACGCUGAAUGGUUCUACAAAGCAGAUGACGAUACGUAUGCUGUGUUGGAAAAUAUGCGCUAUUUGCUUUCGUCUUUCAACUCUUCUGCAGCUAUUCAUCUCGGCUUCAAAUACAAAAAUCCUAAUGUUCAACAAGGAUUCAUGUCUGGCGGUUCAGGAUAUGUUUUGAGCAAAGAAGCUAUCCGGCGAUUUGUUGAAAUUGCUCUGCCAAAAAUGAACUCGUCAGACAGUAGCAGCAAUACCAGAGGCAGCUUGUGCGUUUCCGGCCCCAAAGGACACGAAGAUGUCAAUUUGGGAAGCUGCUUAGAAAACGUAAACGUGACAGCUGGUGAUUCUCGGGAUGAAAACAAGUUAGAACGCUUCUUGCCUUUAAGUUUGAAUAGUAUGAUAAAGUUCCCUACUGACACAUUCUUGCAACAGUGGGCGUUCUAUCCCAUUAGACAAGGUAUGGAGUGUUGUUCACCUUACGCAGUUUCUUUCCACUAUGUCAAAGAGUAUGAGCUUAAGGUCUAUGAGUACCUAAUCUAUGGCCUCCGUAUUCACAACUACAUUGAACCUUGAAAUAUUGAACGAUUCUACCUCUGCGAGAUUCGAAACAAAAUUUGGAAUGGAAAUUUUUUUUUACGAAUACGCAAUACAAUGUUUAAAUGUGAAAG
This is a messenger RNA of Daphnia carinata, 1651 nucleotides long. RefSeq names its product glycoprotein-N-acetylgalactosamine 3-beta-galactosyltransferase 1-like. Gene Ontology annotation, cellular component: membrane. The record is from RefSeq and is a predicted model, not a curated record. Gene Ontology annotation, molecular function: N-acetylgalactosaminide beta-1,3-galactosyltransferase activity. The transcript is spliced from 5 exons. NCBI's taxonomy places the organism in Eukaryota, Metazoa, Arthropoda, Branchiopoda, Diplostraca, Daphniidae. The coding region runs from base 570 to 1556 and encodes 328 amino acids.